AAGAGAUCGUUUAGACAGUUUUCGAAAAUCCUAGCUCGAUUACAAUUAAUUCUCGAUAAAUAUCUCCCCGGAUACAACAUAGAACAAAAAAUGACGCUUCUCUACAUUACAUUUACUUCCCCCGGAACGUACGACUCUCAAAUGCAAUUUUCAGCAGUACCAAUUGGGCAAUACAAAUACAUAGUAUUAGAAAGUAUUUUACGAAUUAGGUUAGCUGUAAUCAUCUUAUAUCUGUACAGUACAAUAAACGAACUCUACAAUGCCUCAAAAUCAAUUAAUUCUAUUUUGCGGAUUUUAUGCGACGAUUCCACCGUCAUUAAAUCAUUUUCUGGGGCUAGAAAUGUUUUGCAAACGGUGAGGGAUGCAACAAAAUGUUACGAACUCCUCGAAAACGCCGUAAACGAGUUUAAUAAAUUAUACGGCUUUCCUAUAUUUUGUGUCUACAUGUAUUUGAUGAGUUGCUUUUUGAUCGCGUUUAAUUUGCCGCUUACUUGGGACAAAACGUUUAAUGUAGGCCGAUACACACUAUGGGGGGUAGUUUACAUGGUUUUUGGGAUGGCCAGCGUUUUACUCCUUACUAGUAUAUGCAGAAAAGUUACGAAUGAAGUCAAUCUAACGACUCAUUUAAGUUAUAAUUUGCUUCAAAGGUGCAGUUUGAAAACGACAAAAGAUAUGGAGCUUUAUCAAAGUGUUUUGUUGCUGUUAAAAUGUUCCACGUGGAGGUACCCCGAGUUUACAGCCGGAGGUUUUUUCUUGUUGAACAAUACAACGGUGCAGCUGUUCGUUACGUUGAUUGUGUCGUAUGUUGUGGUUUUGUAUCAAUUUUAUCUCAUUUUUAAAUGAAAUUUGAGUACUAUCAUGUUUUUUAUCAUUAUUUUUGCCCGAUACGAACUUCACUCAAUUACAAAAUCUAAUACUAACCAACUUCAUUUAGGUGAAACGUCAAAAAUGUCAUUUAAAAAAGUGAGGUUAGAAUGGAUUAAAAUUGAUACUUAUAGAAAUCCUCAAUAUCACAGUUUUAAAUUAACACCGGUCAUGAUAUGCGUUGAGAUGUUGAGAAAACUUAGUUGGAUUUUUACUCUAUUUAAUAGCUAAAAUUAAAAAAAAAUUUUUUUUUAACGAAAUGUCAAAAUGG
Messenger RNA from Onthophagus taurus, 1135 nucleotides. RefSeq lists its product as uncharacterized. NCBI's taxonomy places the organism in Eukaryota, Metazoa, Arthropoda, Insecta, Coleoptera, Scarabaeidae. Gene Ontology annotation, biological process: chemosensory behavior; male courtship behavior; sensory perception of taste. The record is from RefSeq and is a predicted model, not a curated record. Gene Ontology annotation, cellular component: dendrite; axon; neuronal cell body.